Molecule: messenger RNA, 923 nt
Organism: Schistosoma mattheei
Lineage: Eukaryota; Metazoa; Platyhelminthes; Trematoda; Strigeidida; Schistosomatidae
Source: the annotation of a GenBank genome assembly
GCAGUGUUCAUUCGCUCUUGUGCAAUGGUUGUUUGUUUGAAACAGUGACAAGGUAAAGAGCGCCAGUUAAUUGUCACGUCAAGGAUGGCUCCGACUGGAAAGGCAGUAACGGGAUGUAAAAAGGCUAAAGCUUUGGAGUCCAUUAAUAGUUGCUUAGCUCUGGUGAUGAAAAGUGGUAAAUGUUCUAUUGGCUUACGGCAAACUCUUCGUCUCUUGCGCAAAGGAGGAGCGAGAUUAAUAAUUAUUGCCAACAAUGCUCCUCCAUUAAGGAAAACCGAAAUAGAAUACUACGCAAUGUUGUCGAAGACUGGUGUUCAUCACUAUAACGGAACCAACCGCGAUCUUGGAACUGCAUGUGGGAAAUACUACAGAGUAAGCACUCUGGCCAUUGAAGAUCCAGGUGAUUCUGACAUCAUCCGUUCUGCGCCACACGAGGCGGAUACAAAGUAAUAACCUAAUAAAUUUUCUACGAAUCUUAUGUCUUCUCUCUUGGAAUUGGUGACAGAUAAAAAAUCGCAGGGUCCGUUAUUAUUUAAAACCCUACAUAUAUACAUAAUGCCGUCAUAAAAUCCGCAUGAUUCCGUCCUGUAAGGUUCCUAACAAGUUUUUUCCUACACUUCCCGCUGUUCAAGUUAAGAUUUAUUUCGAGUUCAGGACCGCUUAUUCGCAUGCUUCUACAUGAGAGGGUACAAAUGAAGCUUUUUAGGAAAGUAUCGUAAUGAUGCUGUGGGAUGUCCACAUUUUUUAUGUUGGUCAGACCACGAAUCACUUGGUCUAGUCGAGUUGUUCGACAAAACUGCCAUGCAUGACCUAGUAGUGCUACUUUUAGGUUGGUGGUUCUCCCCGUUUAGUCCCUUAAUCUUGUGGACCCUUGAAUAAGGGGUUGGAUACACUAGCCUACACAAGGAGACUUUUAAUCAUGG